Molecule: messenger RNA, 249 nt
Organism: Lymnaea stagnalis (great pond snail)
Lineage: Eukaryota; Metazoa; Mollusca; Gastropoda; Lymnaeidae
Source: the annotation of a GenBank genome assembly
AUGCAAUUACUGUCUAACUUUUUAGGCAGCUUUCUGCUGUUUGUGUAUUGGUCUGACACACUGGUACCAGGAUGCCCGCAUAAGAUCAACAUAACGGCGAAAGGGGACAUCAAGAGAGUGAACGUCUACGGCGAGGGGCUCAACGGUGGCAUCUCAGGGAGUGAGCUGAAGGUGUUCGUGGACACAACAGAGGCAGGACCUGGUAAAUGUGGUGGAAACCAUUUAUUUGUUCCCUUUCCGAACUUGUAA